This is a messenger RNA of Mucor mucedo, 2785 nucleotides long. RefSeq lists its product as uncharacterized. The coding region runs from base 58 to 2631 and encodes 857 amino acids. The transcript is spliced from 2 exons. The record is from RefSeq and is a predicted model, not a curated record. NCBI's taxonomy places the organism in Eukaryota, Fungi, Mucoromycota, Mucoromycetes, Mucorales, Mucoraceae.
UUUUUUUUAUUUUAUUUUAGUUUCUUCUCUUAAAAUAUACAUAUAUAUAUUUUUUAAAUGGCAACUUAUUUAGAACAUGACAACAAAAUGGAAAUAGAUUCAGAUAAUGGCAGUGCUUCUACGGCACCAAGGAAGACCAGGCCGACCAGGAGAAAGGUGUCUAUGGCAACACGUAGACGUUCACGAUUGUUAUAUUUAGAAAAGUAUGGACUUAAUCAACCUGAUUGGCAUACUGGUUCCCAUGACGACGGUUAUGACGAAGACAAUAAUAAUAGUAAUAUGGAGGAGCCAAUAGAAUACUGCGAAGAACCCGAAGAAAUCAUAACAACAAAGAGAAGCACAAUACAACGACCAGUGUCAAUUCGAAAUUACAUUGAGUGCAAUACGUCAUCGACUCGACCCAAUCGAUUUAUAAAGCCCAUCAAAUCGAAUUCAGAUACAAUGACAUUUCCAGCUACCGAAUUCAAAAAGGUUCAUGACUUGAUGGAAAAGUAUACGGAUAAAGUGUAUAUAGAGGGGUAUUUAGAGAAGCGCAAUGAUUUGAACUCAAAUGGUAAUAAUUGUGAAAUAAAGAAAUGGAGUUCUUGGUACGUCGAAUUGUGUGGACCGGUAUUGACUCUUUGGGAUAAUUCAAUAACAACAACAAAUGUCUACCCACAAUAUAUUAACAUCACGGAUUCAACUGUUAAAAUAGAAAAUUGUUUAACUGUUGAAACAAAAAUCAAUUUAUUUUCUUUGAAUUCCGCUGGUGCCAAUCGAUUUAUUUUACAGGCGCCAAAUAAAGAAACAUUAUCGAAAUGGAUCAUUGCAAUUAGACUUUCUUGCUUUGAAUGCUCUCACCUACAAGAAAUAUACACAAAGUCAUUUAUCACAAGGCAACAAUUUAUACCCAUCCUCAAUCAAUCUUCUCUUUUAAAAAUGGAAGGCUUUCUUCAAGUCAGAUUCCCUGGUUCCACCGGCUGGAAAAAGUUUUGGUCCGUCGUAUCCAACACAAGAAUAGAAAAGAAGAUGUUCUCAAAGAAACUCAUCCAAACAAACGGUCAAGUGCUCUUUUAUGAAUCCAAAAAAUCGAAACAUCCAUUCAUGACCAUGAAAAAUGUCGUACAAGCUUACACCAUUUAUCCUGAAUCACCCAAGUUAAUUAAUAUCGCAACUAUAUUUAAAAUAGAAGGCAGUUUAUACAACAAGAACAACCAAUUAGUAAGCGAUUCCUCGAGCGCCUUAUUAAUGACAUCCAAUACAAACGAGUUAGUUCAUUGGCUGAUUGCCACUUUCAACUCAUUUGGACUGUAUGGAAAACCAACCAGCUUGUUACAGGACUCCACUUUGUCGUCUGCAUUAAACUUUGCGGAAAGUAUGGACAGCUCUCGCCUCUUCUUGGAGCCACAAGAGGUCAAUUGGGUGGAUGUGAAAAAGGGCCUGUUAGAAAACAAGAAGGAGUUUUCAAAUAUCUUGCUGGAUAAAUUACAAAACGGGUCUAGGCUGAAACAGGAACGUCGAUCUUCCGUCACUAAAUCUGUAUUAUCAAAUAAUAAUAUCCCCGUUCAACAAACCCAUUUAAGAACCGUAACAUGUGCUAGUGAUGUCAGUGAAUCUGAGCAAGAAUCAGAGUCUGAUAGCGAUAGCGAUGAAUCAUUAUUCAAAAUACCAAAGAAGAAACAAGAGCCUGUCAAAUUCACAAAACCCAUCACUCCCAAUGCAUCUAAAUCAAACUCGGAAGUAUCUUCUUCUUCCUCAUCUUCAUUAAAACCACCUUUCUACGCUGCUCAGAAGGCUGGAUCGUCUCCACAUUGGCCCAUGUAUGGUUCAACAGGUACCAUUGUCACGAGUGAGUAUGCCCCUGCCAAAAACUGGGAAACUUCAUCUGUCGAACCACGAAUGAUGUCCGAUAAUAACUCUGGUUAUUUCAACAAGCGAGAUUCGAUGCCCCGCUAUCCAGCUAGUAUGGCAACUCACGACAAUGAUAAUGAUGAUGAUGAUGACGACGACGACGAUGAUGAUAUGCCAAUUGCUUCUUCAGAAAAGCUAUUCACCCAAAACAGUUUAUUAGAACAAGCCCAUCAUGAUCGUCGCACAUCAACCACUUUGGAAAAGAAAUUAAGAGCCUCGGGUCAACCGCUGGUACAAGCUCCUGUUAAAAAAUCAGCUCCACGCAAUGGACUAUUAAGUGUCAUUUCCGAAAAGGAAAGUAAAUCUCAAGACUUGAACCGCAAUCGUGCAUUGAUGGAUGAACAAUUAUUGAUGCGAGAACGUAUGAUGAUGGAUCAAAGACAGCAGCAAAUGAUGAUGCAACAGUAUAUGCAGCAGCAAUAUGCUAAUGGCAUGAUGCCCAUGAUGAUGCCCAUGAUGGAUCCCAGAUUGAUGCCCAUGAUGGACCCCCGCUUGAUGCCUCAACCGAUGAUGAUGAUGGAUCCUCGGUUAAUGUCGAUGCAACCCAUGACUUCACCCAGUCAUAGCCAACGUCGUUUUCCACAACAACAAUACUCACAAGGUGAUGAAUCAAGCGUUGGAUCGAAUGGACGUCAAAAGCAUAAGAGACACAUGUCUUCCUCUGGUUCAAUUGCAACCAGCAUCAAUAGUAAUACAGGCUCACGAUAUUCUCCCACUGCAAGACGUACUAAAAAUAAUUAAUAUUCCCCUUUCACCCUCACAUAAUACGCUGCAAUUUCAAUACCUUCAUUCUCUCUUUUACUUUCCUUUUUAUAUUUCUUUUUGGCUUACUAUCUUCUUUUUCUCUUCUUUUUAUGUAACAUGUAAAUAAACAUAAUUUUUUCUUUUUCCCUCG